AUGUCGGCAGCAAACACAGCACUUAGAUCAGCGUCAAAUGCAUUAAAGCUUGCUGGAAAUUCCUUGGCCACUAAAAGAUCUCGUCCACCAAGAGUGACACCGGCUGCAGUAAAUAGGCUUAAGCAAUUAGUUCAAGGACCUGAUCCUAAAUUAAUUCGUGUAGGCGUUAAAAAUAAAGGUUGUGCAGGGUUAUCUUAUGCCUUGGAAUAUACCAAAGAAAAAGGGAAAUUUGAUGAAGAGAUAAGACAGGAUGGGGUGACAGUUUUGAUUGAUUCAAAAUCUUUAUUUAAAAUGUUUGGUUCAGAAAUGGAUUAUGUAGAAAAUAGACUUUCAUCUAAAUUUGUCUUCAAUAAUCCAAACGUAAAAGAAAGUUGUGGAUGUGGAGAAAGUUUUAAUAUAUAA
Messenger RNA from Diversispora eburnea, 402 nucleotides. The record is from the annotation of a GenBank genome assembly. Lineage: Eukaryota; Fungi; Glomeromycota; Glomeromycetes; Diversisporales; Diversisporaceae.